AUGUCUGCGACGGCGUCAGACAAGGGCGCGAGCGGCUCCACACCACUCAGCGAGCAGCGUGAGUACGCUCGCCUGAACAUCUUCGAUGGCAUACAUGCGUGCAGCUUCGCAAGCUCGAUCUUGCACCAAUUUCCCACAUACUGACGCCAUCUCUGCCCGCAGAGGUAGCACAGCGCUUUCAAUCCUUGAGAAGUGAAAUGACCAGCAUUGCGACCAAGAUUUCAGAGAUUGAAGGCGAGACGGAAGAGCAUCGGUGAGUUGCUCCUUUUGCAAAUGGCAGCGAGAAGCACUCGGUGAUUCACCUCUGCCACGCCUUUGACUUUUGCGCACAAUGCGCCUCCAGGGCAGUCAUAGAGACGUUGAAGCAGACAGCAGCAACGGCGCCCGACAGAAAGUGCUUUAGGUUGAUUGGAGGAGUGUUAGUGGAGCGUAAAGUUGCAGAGGUGGUGCCUACUCUAGAGGCAAACGUAGCAAGUGUGAGCGGUGAUCGAUCACCAGCGCCUCGAUCAGUCCACAACACUCAAACUUCGCAUUCUCUCCGCAGCUUCGACAAGUGCUAGAGGCCCUGUUGCAGCAGUACAAAGGAAAAGAGGAAGAGUCACAAGCAUUGCAGAAAAAGUAUCAAACAGCUCAAUGA
Messenger RNA from Ceraceosorus bombacis, 637 nucleotides. The record is from the annotation of a GenBank genome assembly. NCBI's taxonomy places the organism in Eukaryota, Fungi, Basidiomycota, Exobasidiomycetes, Ceraceosorales, Ceraceosoraceae.